AUGUCGACCAAUAGUGAUAUUGAACUGUCCAAUUCUGAUGAUUGUGAAAAGUAUGUAAACCGGUUUAUUCAGGAAUUUCCUUUACGCCGCGCAGAAAUCGGGCAGGGUACCGUGAUUAAACGUGCCUUGCCAAGCAGACACAAGCGCAUGAUAGGUGCCUGGUGUUUUCUCGACCACGCCGGUCCGGCCAGUUUCCCGCAAGGAGAUGGUCUGGAUAUCGGACCACAUCCGCAUAUCGGGCUGCAGACUUUUACCUGGAUGAUCGAGGGCAGCAUGAUGCACAAUGACAGUCUGGGAAAUCAGCAAUUGAUUCGUCCCAAGCAGGUCAAUCUGAUGACCUCGGGCUAUGGUAUUUCACAUACUGAAGUCUCUCCGGAAAGUGAGAUCCAUAUGCAUGCAGCACAGUUGUGGAUUGCCUUGCCGGAUGACAAGAUCAAUAUGGCACCCGGGUUUGACCAUUAUCCUGAAUUACCGGUGGUCAAUGAGCAGGGUAUCGAAUUUACCGUGCUGGUUGGAGAAUAUUUAAAUACCAGAUCGCCGGUUAAAGUGCAUAGUGAAUUGCUGGGCGUGGAUCUGUAUGCAGAUGAAAGUAGCAGUAUGCGUUUGCCACUGAAUCCGAAAUUUGAAUAUGGCUUUAUGGUACUUGAAGGUACGGCCAGUAUAAAUGGACAUGAACUGACAGAGGAUAAUAUGCUGAUUCUGGAGCCCGGGUUGCCGCAGGUCAAUGCUGAAAUUCAUGCCAGAAGCCGGGUGUUAUUGAUUGGAGGAGAGCCAUUUGAAAGCCCGAUUUUAUUAUGGUGGAAUCUGGUCGGGCGUACGGUAGAGGACCUUAAAAUUGCACGGGAACAAUGGAUAGAAGGGCAUGAACGUUUUGGUUCUAUUCCAGCCUAUGAUGGGCCACGUUUAGAAGCUCCUGCAUUUCCAGAGCGGAUGCGUGCUUCACGAUAA
Messenger RNA from Cylicostephanus goldi, 948 nucleotides. Lineage: Eukaryota; Metazoa; Nematoda; Chromadorea; Rhabditida; Strongylidae. The record is from the annotation of a GenBank genome assembly.